AUGCAAGACCCGGCGCCCGCGAAGCGGCCGCGGCGGGGCGCGGCCGGCCAGGCGACCCAGGGCCCGGGCGUCGCCGGCGACGCGCUCAAGGCCGGCUGCCCCUGCCGCGAGGGCGUGCGGCAGAAGGACGCGUUUCCCGUCGACGCGUCCUGGUUCCGGCCGAACGACGCCCACGCGCAGGCCGGGCGCCUCUUCGACGAGGCGCUGCAGGCCUACGAGGAGGCCGUCGCGGCGGGCCGCGACGACGACGCCAAGGCCGCGCUCCUCAAGCUCGAGGGCGACAAGGAAGCGACGCCGGAGCUCGCGGCCCUCCGAAAGGCGCUUUGCGCGGCUUGCCGCGCGCUCUACGCCCAGCGCACGGCAAACGCGCGCGCCGCGGGUGACGCGGUCGUCCUCGCGCUCAAGGUCACCAAGUACCUCGGCAAGGACUGCGCGUCGGACUACCCGUGCGGCGUCAACUUCGCCACGCGCGACCUCGUCGCCGCGAUCUGCUCCUUCCAGCACACGGAGGACUCCGAGCCCAAGCCCCCGGGCGCCCACGGCCCCGGCAGCGACACGGCCUACCCGGACAUCGGCCACCGCGUCCGCGACGCGUCCAAGUGCGACGGCUGGUGCCUGACGUGCAACGUCAUGGACGGCAUCAAGGAGGCGCGGGCGCAGUCGCUCCGCGACCGGCCGCUCGAGGAGCGGAGCCCGCAGGGCCAGCUCCAGUACCGGCGCAAGCACGAGAACUACGCCUACGUCUUCAAGACCUACAAGCAGGGCCUCAAGUGCCACUACUGCCCGCUCGUCUGCGACGAGGAGAACCAGACGGGCUUCUGCAUGUGCCACACGCGCGACGGCGCCAAGCACAAGUUCAAGGAGGAGGGCGAGAAGGGCAUGAACGGCGUCUGCAUCGUCGGCCGGAACUGGGACUUCGAGGAGUUCAAGGCGUGCGCCGACAAGGAGAAGACGCUCUGCCACGACUACAUCGCGUGCCACAACUGCCACAAGCGGUCGUCCGCGCCCGCGAGCUCCUGGGGCUGCUGCCCCGCGUCCGCGAUGCACGCCUGCGACCGCGAUGAGCUGCUGGAGCAAGCGCGGCAGGAGCUCGACGACGUGCAGGCGCCGCUCCUGGCCCAGAUGGCGCGGGCCUCCGGGCCCGAGUUCCCCUGGCUGUUAGCGGCGUCGGGCCGCGACGACGACGCCGUGCGCCACGCGGAGCAGUGCUGCGCGCGGGCGGGCCUGCUGCGGGCGCCGGCGGACCGCCUCGGCGCGGCGCUCGGCGCCGCGUGGCUCGUGAGCGCGCGCCUGCGGCGCGGCGAGGUCGCCGAGUGCCUGCCCGCGCUGCUCGCGGCGAUGCGGGGGUUGCAGGCCGCGCUCGGCCCGCAGCACGCCUUCGUCGGCGCGCUCAUGGCCGAGGGCGCGGCGGCCAAGUUCGACGCGAGCGCCGUCGGCGAGCGCGACGCGACGACGCGGCCGCUGCUGAAUGUGGCGCGCAACGUGUGGGACGCGCGGCAGGGAAACCGGCCGCGCGCGACCGACGACGGCGCGGGCGCGGCCUGGUGGCCCUUCCGGACGCCGCCGCCGGGGCGGGGCGUCGACGCCGACGACCGCGUGCUCGGCGAGGGCGGCGACGGGCGCCCGGGGCCCCUCGCGGCGGCCGCGCUCGCUUUGGGCUGCGGCCGGUUCCGCGAGAGCCUCGCCGAGGCCGGCGCGGCCGUCGAGGCCGGCGAGGGCGGCGCCGGCGACGCCUGGGCCGCCGUCGGCCGCGCGCUCGCGGCCAUGGCGCGCUACCACGAGGCCGAGGAGGCCUUCGCGAACGCGGCGGUCGCGCGGCGGUCCGGGUCCGGCGACGACCAGGGCAGGACAAGAGUGAUUCAACGCGACGACGAGCCGGAGCGCGCGGACGGCGCGGCGCGCGUGCGGUCCGGCUCCGGCGCCGCGCGCGGCGGCCUACCGCGGCCCUGGGCCCGGCCGCCGCGCCAGAUGCUCCGGGGCGUCGCCUGGCAGGCGCGCGCGGCCGCGGCGCUCGCCGCGCCGCGGCGCGCGUUCGAGCGGAUCGCGCGCGGCCGCGAGCUCCGGGCCGCCUACGACGCCGCCAUCGCGUCGACGUGCGCGGAGGAGCGCGUCGUCUACGUGGGCGUGGGCAGCGGCCUCGAGCUCGCCGCGUGCUGCGCGGCGGCGGCGCCGCCCGUCGUCGUCGCGACGCGCUUCGGCGCCGCGGCGGACCUCGUGGCCGCCUGCGUCGCCCGGCGCGUCGCGCGGCGAAGGUUGGGCGUCGCCGACGACGACGACGACGCCGGCGAGCCCUUCGACGUCCUCUCCGCGUCCGCGGAGGCCGCGGCGCGCGCGCCGGACGGCGCGGGCCGCGCGCCCGCGCGCGUCGCGGUGGUGGACCCGGAUUUUGUCGGCGGCGCCCUCGUGAACCGGCGCCUCGUCUUCGCGCUGCGGGCGCUGCGCCGGGCGGGGCUCGUCGACGAGGAUCACGUCACUAUUCCGCCGAAGCUGAGGCUGUGCGCGGCGCUCGUGCUUUUAAAGGGCAGCCGGCCCGUGGACUGCGGCGACGACGAGCCCAUCACGCUCGACGCCUUCGACGCGGCCGUGCGCGCGGGCUUCGACGACGGCGGGGGCGCGCGCCGGGCCGCGGAGCGCGACCUCGGGCCCGCUUUUGACGCGGGCGCGGUGGCCUUCGCGUCGGCGGCGACGGUCGUCUUCGAGCUCGACGACCUGGCGCUGGCCAGCGGCCGCGGCCGAGCGACGCUCGCCUUCGCGGGCGACUUCGACGCCGCGCGCGACUACGCCGUCGUCUGCUGGCCCGAGGCGGGCUUCGAGCGUUUUUUAGCGGAGCCGAACUUCGACGCCGGCGGCCCGUUCCCGCACGCGUGGCAGCUCCUGCCCCGGGGCGGCGACGUGACCACGAUCGAGGCGGCCUGGGACGGCGCCGCCGUGCGCUUCGCGCCCCGGCGCGCGCCGGCCGCGCCCGCGCGCGCGUCGCCGCCGCUCGUCGUUCCGGCGUGGCACGCGGCCAUGGUCCGCGACGGCCCGCGGAACGCGGCCUUCCGCGAGGCCAUCGCGCGGGUUGUGCCCGCGGCGGUGAUCCGCGCCCACGCCCAGCGGCGGCGCGCUCUCGUGGUGGACUACGGCGCGGGCACGGGGUUAUUGUCGCUCAUGGCGGCGAAGGCGGCGCGGUCCGCGACGCCGGACAUCGCCGCGCCGCGCAUCCUGGGCGUCGAGAAGGACGCGGACCUCGCGGCCGUCGCCGAGCGCGUGAUCCUGGACAACGGCGAGCGCGUCGAGGUGGUGGUCGGCGACGCGGGCGAGCUCGGCGCGGGGCUUCCUUUAGACGAGCGCGCGGACGCGCUGCUCGUCGAGAUGUUCGACUGCGGCGGCCUCGGCGAGCGCGUGCUCCACUUCGUGGGCCAGGCCUGGCGCCACGCGCUCCGGCCCGACGCCGAGGUCGUCCCGCGGAGGUGCGCGGUCCGCGCGUGCCUCGUCGCGCUCGCCGACGACGACGCCGCCGCGCCCUGGCUCCCCUACGGCCACGACCCGGGGAGCUGCGUCUACCGGCCGGAGACGGUCGUCGAGGGCGGCGCCUGGGUCGCGCUGACGGCGCCCGCGACGGUCGCGGCCUUCGACCUCGGGGACCGCGCGGCGUUCGUCGGCGACGACUCGCCGGAGCGCGGCGGCGCGGCGUCCGUGGCCUGGACGGCGACGAGGAGCGGCGUCGUCGCCGGCGUGCUCUCCUGGUUCGUCCUCGACUGCGACGACGAGUCGUCGCUGACGACGCUGCCGCCCGCGCUCGGGUUCCCCGCGGACGCCGCGCGGACGGCGGCGCACUGGCCCGCGGCGCUCCAGCCCCUGGACCGCCGGCGCCUCGCCGUCGGCGAGGCCGCGGCCCUCGCGGCGACGCACCGCGGCACGCGCGUCGCCUUCGCCUGGGCCCGGGACCCGCGGCCGGCGCCCGCGGACGACCUCUGGCGCGUGCUCAAGGCGCGGAACGCCGCGCGCGUCCGCGAGCUCCUCCACGCGGCGGGGACGCCGUCGCCGCGCAUGCUCCCGACGGCCGACGCCAUCUUCGCGUUGGCGCGCGACCCGGACCUCGAGCGCGUCGCCUUCGAGGACGCCGCGGCGCUCGCGAGCGCGCUCGUCCGCGCGGGCGCGGCCUGGCCCGUCUUCCCCAAGGGGGGGCUCGCGCCGGGCGCGGGGAACGACGCGAACCCGUGCGCGUGCUUCUAA
Messenger RNA from Aureococcus anophagefferens, 4218 nucleotides. RefSeq lists its product as hypothetical. Gene Ontology annotation, molecular function: protein-arginine omega-N monomethyltransferase activity. The transcript is spliced from 6 exons. NCBI's taxonomy places the organism in Eukaryota, Pelagophyceae, Pelagomonadales, Pelagomonadaceae. The coding region runs from base 1 to 4218 and encodes 1405 amino acids. Gene Ontology annotation, biological process: peptidyl-arginine methylation. The record is from RefSeq and is a predicted model, not a curated record.